AUGGCUACUCUGGGCCAGCAUGCCUUCCAUCCAAGCACCCAGAUUGGAAUUCCACCACCAACAACAGAUCCGAUCCAGCUCCCCCCGGUUCCUCCUUUGAGCAUCUCCCGAAGUGAAAAAGACGCAUUGCUACAAAAGCUACGGCAAAAGCGUGAUUCCCAACCAAGAACCAAUACACGAGAGAACCAACAGCCCAAGCGGCAGUCGAAGAAGCCAAUAAAGCCAGCCGGACGACCUGCCACAAGGUCUCAGGCACAGAAUAAGAAAAACAUUUCGCCAGAAAGAGCAAGGCGCCUUGAGCGAAAUCGCAUCGCUGCAAACAAAUGCCGACUGAAGAAAAAGGAAGAAAACCAACAGAUGGAACAAGUCCUGGAAGAUGAGACGGCAAAAUACGACUCGCUUUUGGCAGAAGUGGGCCUUCUCAGGGACGAACUAUUGCAGCUUAAAAAUCAGGUCUUGGAGCAUGCAGGAUGUGACGACGAUCAGAUCAAUACCCAUCUUGGAGCGAUGACGCACACCCUGCUUGGGGAUACCUCGGAUCAGGUGAAAUGCCCAUCACCAACCUUUUCGGCUAGUACGUGGUCGGAUACUUCGACCUUGGGGACUGGAGAUGGUUCGAGUCCUGUUGUGAAAUUGCCAGAGACGAUUUCGGCGGAUAAAGAAGAGGACACCGCUGAUUUCCUGUUUGACAACUUUAUUGAUGGCGAAGCUGUAGAGGGCCUUCCGCCUUGUUCUGUAUAA
This is a messenger RNA of Penicillium riverlandense, 741 nucleotides long. Its product is annotated as bZIP transcription factor. Gene Ontology annotation, molecular function: RNA polymerase II cis-regulatory region sequence-specific DNA binding; DNA-binding transcription factor activity, RNA polymerase II-specific. The record is from RefSeq and is a predicted model, not a curated record. The coding region runs from base 1 to 741 and encodes 246 amino acids. The transcript has a single exon. NCBI's taxonomy places the organism in Eukaryota, Fungi, Ascomycota, Eurotiomycetes, Eurotiales, Aspergillaceae. Gene Ontology annotation, biological process: regulation of transcription by RNA polymerase II.